AUGCUCACUGAGGAGAAUCCCGAAGCAUUCGCUUCACCGGAGCAGAAACCCGAAGAUAACAUCAAGAACAAGAAACCCAAAAAGAAGAAGAAAAACACCGAAAACUCGGCUCAACCUCAGGUAUGCUCCGAACCCUCAGUAGUAAUUGCACCGAAUCAAGAAAUCAAAUCAAAUGAAGAAUCUUCAUUGCCUAAGAAAAAGAAGCCGCGUAAGAAAAAAAGCGUGAUCAAUGCUGAAGUAGGACAACCAAAUAGGGAAGAAUCAAAACCCUCAUUAGACCUGGAAAUUAAAAAAGAAGCCGAACCAGUUGAAAUAUCUGUAGAAGGUGCAGAAACUGUAACAGUUAAGAGAAAACGAAAAAGUCAAAUAGGAAAAUUGGAUGAGGUGGUGGUUGUGGAGAAUGCACUCAAGCAAGAUCAUGAUCAGGAGCAAUUGAACACAGCAGUAGGCACAGACGAGAAGACGGAUAAGAAACAUAAGAGGAAGAGGACCAAGAGUAAGUUAGAUGGGGUGCAAUCCAAUGAGCCAGGUGAAACUGUGGUUCGGACAGCUAUAAUAGACAGAGAAAUACCUCCGGCAGACCCGACUAUCCCAGGGGAUCCUCGUCCUGUAAAUUUAUCAGAGCUGGAAAAUGAGUACUUGGAUAGAAAAUGGAUGAAGAGGAAAAGAAAGUGUGAACUCAAAAGUAGAGAGGAAGAAAAAACCAAGGCACACAAUGGCAAGGCAAUUGAAAUCCAAGUUCAGAGACCUGUUGACCCUAUAACAGAACCCUCAACUGAUCCAGCAAUUAUAAUGGACCCUCACCCUGCAACCCCAGUAGACACAGAGCAGAAGAUUUCAAAGAAACGUAAGAAGAAGAAAAGGAAGUGUGAAAGUGAAAUUUCAGCUCAGAAAUCGGUAAUCUCUACAACAGUGCCAUCCAUGGACCAAGCGAUCCCAAUAGACUCUGCUUGCCAUACAGCUGCACCCCCUAUAGACGCGUCAAUUCCAGAACAGAAGACCUCAAAGAAAAAGAGGAAAAGGAAAGGUGGCCUCAAAAGUAAAGGGUUGGAAUCUGAUAGACACAAUGCUGGUUCAACUGCUGAAACCUCGGUUCGGGGAACUAAAAGAGUCAAAGUCACUAAUGCUCCCCAUUAUCAACAUGGUAUAAGUUCUAUGAUAUGUUGGGCAUGCCGGGAAACCAAUCACACAAUUCAACAAUGCCAAAAGCUUAAACACCUCUCCAAGGAUGAGGAGAUUUGUUUCUUCUGUGGGGAAAUUGGGCACUCACUUGGAAAAUGCUCAGUGUAUAAAGCAGGUGGCGGAAGGCUUGCCAGGUGCUUAUUUUGUGAUGCACAUGGGCACUUCAGUUACAAUUGCCCUGGAAAUGGUCAUGAUCCAAAGGUGCAGUGGCCGGUAGAAGCCGAAGGAAAAUCCAGUGCUGAAGUUACAACUGUGAGAGAAGGGAUGAAGUUGUCUGUUUAA
Molecule: messenger RNA, 1464 nt
Organism: Vicia faba (fava bean)
Lineage: Eukaryota; Viridiplantae; Streptophyta; Magnoliopsida; Fabales; Fabaceae
Source: the annotation of a GenBank genome assembly